AUGGAUGAUGGUGGACUUGAGGGAUGCAUCGAAGAAAUGGGAGAGUUGGCCAAGGAUAAAUCACCAUAUCUUGGUAUGGAGUUUCCAUCAGAAGAAGCUGCAUAUGAGUUUUAUAAUGAAUACGGAAGAAUUGUGGGGUUUAGUAUUAGAAGAGAUUAUUGUAACAAAAGUCAGAAAGAUGGUGUUAUGACUAGUAGAAAGUUUGUUUGUUGUAAGGAGGGAGAGAGGGAAAAAGAUAAACGGUACACGAUGAUAAAAAAUCCUCGAAGUGAGACAAGAACAAAUUGUAAAGCAUUUAUGCAUAUAUCUGUUAAGCGGGACUUGUCGAAGUGGGUUGUGUCGAAGUUUGAUAGCAACCACAACCACCCUUUGCAUCUUCCUCAAUGUACUCAUUUGAUGCCAUCUCAGAGAAAGGUAUGUGAUGCUCAGGGUAUAAAUAUUGACAUAGCUGAUGAGAGUGGAAUAUCUCUUAAGGCUUCACAUGAUCUUAUUAGUGCUAUAGCAGGAGGGAAGGAAUUUGUAGGGUUCACGCGAGAGGAUCAGAAAACCUACUUAUGUGCAAAAAGACAGCGAAACUUGCAGUAUGGUGAAACGGGGAGUUUGUUAAGAUAUUUCCAGCAGCAAGUGGCAGAAAAUCCAUAUUUUUACUAUGCCAUUCAGUUGGAUGUAGAUGAGAUGAUUACUAAUAUUUUUUGGGCUGAUCAUCAGAUGAUAACAGAUUAUGGGCUUUUCGGUGAUGCGGUGUCAUUUGACACAACUUUUCGAACAAAUAAAGAGUACCGUCCACUUGCUUUAUUUUGUGGCUUUAACCACUUUAGAAUGACAGUGAUUUUUGGUGCAGCAUUAUUAUAUGAUGAAACUGCAGAGUCAUUUGAAACAUUUUUGGAUGCAAUGUCAGGAAAAAAAACCUGUUAG
Messenger RNA from Camellia sinensis, 915 nucleotides. The record is from RefSeq and is a predicted model, not a curated record. Lineage: Eukaryota; Viridiplantae; Streptophyta; Magnoliopsida; Ericales; Theaceae.